GGCGGCCCUUGUUCUCCUCAGCCCGGCUGAGCCUGACCUGUCGCUUUCACCCCAUCAACUCGACGCCGCACCGCUGCCUCAUCUGGCCGACGAGGCCUGCGUCGUUCCUGAGGCGGCGCCCGAACCGUUGAUGAUGGCACAGUCGGUGCCUCAUCAAACGCCGGACAAGAGGCGCGUCAAGGUCUACGAGCUACGUCACAAUGACUGGUUCGACCGCGGGACCGGUUUUUGCUAUGCCUGCUGGGCGCCGCCGGAAGAAGGCCAGCCGAAAGAACCCCAUGUGGUUGUCGAGUCGGAAGACCAGCCCAACCGACGGCUAUUAGAAACCAAGAUUGUCAAGGACGAUGGCUUCCAAAAACAACAAGAAACCCUCAUAGUAUGGACGGACAAUGGUGUUGAUAUGGCGCUGAGCUUUCAGGAAGCUGAAGGUUGCACCGCAAUAUGGAAAUUUAUCGACCAGGUUCAACAGACCUUCCAGCCCGGCAUGUCCGGACCGGACGACAGUCUCUCGGAUGACCUGACGAUGGAGCUGCCUCCCUCGGUCCAGCUUCCGCCAGCUGAUUUGGGCUCACUACCCGAGUUGGACAUGGCGAUCCGGAACUUGUCGCAAUCGCCUGCCGGCCGAGACGCCCUUGCGAAAACGAUUAUGAGCGAAGACUACAUCAGCAAACUCAUCCCGUUGGUAGAGAUGGCCGAGGACCUCGAGAGCCUGCCGGAUCUUCAUCGAUUAUGCAACAUCAUGAAGACGGUGCUCCUCUUGAACGACACCAGCAUAAUCGAACACGCAGUCUCGGACGAGUGUGUCUUGGGAGUGGUGGGCGCGUUGGAAUACGACCCCGAUUUUCCGAGCCAUAAGGCGAACCAUCGACAGUGGCUGAACAACCAGGGCCGGUACAAGGAGGUGGUCAGGAUCCAGGAUGAGCACGUCCGUCGCAAGAUCCAUAUAACAUAUCGGCUGCAGUAUCUGAAGGACGUUGUGCUGGCAAGGAUACUCGACGAUCCGACCUUUUCGGUCCUUAACUCGCUCAUCUUCUUCAACCAAGUGGACAUUGUCCAGCAUCUACACACCACCCCCGGCUUCAUGAUGGACCUCUUCGCCAUAUUCCACGACCCCCACCAGCAGCCGCUCCGGAAAAAGGAGGCGGUUCUCUUCAUCCAGCAAUGCUGUGCCAUCGCCAAGAACCUACAACCGCCUGCCCGCCAGGGCUUGUACGUGCACUUCCUUAAGGAGGGCCUUCUCCCCGCCAUUAACUUUGGCAUGCGCCAUCGUGACGUUUCGGUGAGAGUGGGCGCAACGGACAUUCUGGUUUCCAUGAUCGACCACGACCCGUCGCUGGUUCGCCAAACAAUAUACGAGCAGAUCCAAAAACGUCUACAGCCGCUAACGGACACCCUGAUCGACCUUCUCCUCGUUGAAGUGGACCUCGGUGUCAAGUCGCAAAUCUCCGAAGCGCUGAAGGUCCUCCUGGAUCCGUGCCCGCCCCCAGUGCAACAGCAACAACAGCAACAGCAACAACAGCAGGAGUCGCGUGGGGAGUUCUCGGGCCAACCCAGGCUCCGCGUGCACCCGGGCAUCGAUCCACAACAGGACGCGUUCCUGACGCACUUUUACGAGCACUCGGCCGUCAGAUUGUUCAAGCCUCUUCUCGAACUUGAGAAACGGACUGAGAUGAAGUUCAGCCCGUCAGAGCAAGGCGUGUUUAGCUACCUGAACGACAUCCUCUGCUUCUACGUUCAGCGACACCACCACCGUAGCAAGUUUUUCGUAUUUACUUAUAACAUGGCCUCCCGGCUCGUGCAGCUGCUUGCCUGUAAAGAAAAGCAUUUGCAGCUUGUUGCCGUCCGCUUUUUCCGCCACCUCGUGAUAAUGCAAGACGAGUUUUACGUCAACCAUAUGGUCGACAAGCAGGUCCUAGGCCCCAUCCUCGAUGUCCUACUCCGGACCCUACCGCGGGACAACCUCCUCUCGUCCGCCUGCCUUGAACUCUUCAUGCUUGUUAGUAAGGAAAAUAUCAAGGAGCUGAUCAAACAGAUGGUCGAGAACUACCGCGAGAAGGUCAUGGCCCUUGCCUACAUCCCCACCUUCAGCGAAAUCCUUCACCGCUACGACCAGACCCAAGGCUUCACCAUCAACAUCGAUCCCUAUUUCGAGUCCGAGGAUGAAGUAGGGAGGGGGCGCCCGCCCAACGGCGCUGCGCGCGGGAUGAUGGAGCAUAUUUCCGUCGACCAGGCGCAGGAGGACUACUGGAACACAUCAGACGACGAAGAGGACUUCACAUCGCAGCACCCCAGCGCCGAGGAGCUGCAGCGAUCGCUAGAUAUGAUGGCGGACAGGAGCCCGUCAAAACCACUAGUCGAGUACACCUCGGACGAAGAGGUAGACGAGAACGACGCUGUCAUGACCAAUCUCCCCACAGGACCAACAACAGGCCCAUCCCCAAGCGACGAAUCGACACCAUCGCCGACCCCGUCCAGUCCCGCCAGCGCACCAACGAAUGGCACAUCCCCAUCCGCAUCAGCCACAGCAGCCGCCGCCGCAGCAGCAACAGCCCCACCGCCCGAGCGGCUCUCGGAAAAACGCCGCCGCGAAGAAGACGACGACGACGACGCCCUCGACAAACUGACGCAGCACAAACGACGGAACAGCAGCAGCGCCGCGUCGAAUGCCGCUCUGCCGGUAUCAACGGCCAUUCUUCGGAAAAAACGGAGCUUCACGGGGCAUGGGCACGGCGCAUCAACAACAUCAACAGGCGGUGGGAGUCCGAAAGGAGGUGGUGCAGGGGGUGGGGGUUUGAAGAAGAUUGCCAUUAGUAUCUCACAGGCUGCCAAGGCCGCUGUGGUGAAGGCUGAUGAGGGCGGUGGUGGCGACGGGAGUGGGCGGGAGUAGACGGCUGGUUUGGCUGACCGCUCGCCAAUCCUCUCUCCUCCCCAAACCGGCGGCUCAGCGAGCAACAUACUCCCCCACCCACCCCUCCUUCCCGUACCACGCAUGUCUUGCGUUCAGCACCCCAGGCCCUGCACGGGUCCAUAUGACGGAUAAUGUCCCAUCACAAUCCCAUUCCCAUUCGCAUUCCGGUUCUCAUGG
This is a messenger RNA of Chaetomium fimeti, 3085 nucleotides long. Its product is annotated as component of IIS longevity pathway SMK-1-domain-containing protein. The record is from RefSeq and is a predicted model, not a curated record. Lineage: Eukaryota; Fungi; Ascomycota; Sordariomycetes; Sordariales; Chaetomiaceae. Bases 131 to 2887 code for a protein of 918 amino acids. The transcript has 5 exons. Gene Ontology annotation, biological process: protein dephosphorylation; DNA damage response. Gene Ontology annotation, cellular component: nucleoplasm; protein phosphatase 4 complex. Gene Ontology annotation, molecular function: protein phosphatase activator activity.